AUGCCAUUCUUUCAAUCCUCCCGUCAAUCCAAACAGCUACUUGUCUCGUCGAAAAGCGCAGAAGACCAUGACACUCAACUACGCCCACCAUCCAAUUCCUGGAUCGAGCACCUCCUAUUCUGCCUCCUCGUUGUUCCCUUAGCUCUAAGCAUGCUUCUGUUAUAUAGCGAUGCCAGCAGCUGGCACCUUCCCGACAACUUAUACGUUUUUGUGAACACAAAUCGAACUUCUGUCCAGACGGCAGUUCAGAUCUUCGGUGCCAUUCUGGCAGCCAUCGAAGUCUUCGCACUCUGUCGCUUGAUCAACUUGACAACUCGGAUUCGGUUCACGCAAGCUCCAGUGUCCCUCAACGUGCUUGGAUUCUGGUCCGCACUGUCCACUCCCACGAACAACUUCUGCCUCCCUUUCUGGAUGAUUGUCAUCACCGUGGUGUUCGGAAACCUAUCUGCUGUCAUCUCAGCACUAUGGACAGGUGCUUUAACGCCAGCAGACUCUGUCGGAAUCCAGCAUUCCACUCUCUUAAUUCCAGACUGGUCGGACCUCAAUCUAAUCAAAGAAUACCCGGGCCAGAUCGACAAGACUGGGUUGACCAUCCGUGAGACAAAGGGUUACUUCACCUAUUCAGUCGGCCUAGGCCUGUUGGGAUCCCUGUUAUCAUCGGUCAACUCCGCCUCUCCAAUCCACGGCGGCGUUCGAGAUCACCCUAAACUCGAUAACACCCGAUACAACUACCACGGUCGUUCUUACGGAGUUGGCGCAAGUGCCGGCCUAUCAGAUGAAACCCUCGUCUCCAUUCCUCAUGCACAAAACUAUACCUUCAACGAAAUCGGCCUGGAUGCAUCCGUCGACUGCAUUUAUAAUAGAAGCUCUAUGUUUAUCCUCCAAAUGCUUCCACAAACCACGCUCCACGCAGCUCGCGGGUUGCUCCCCGACAGCAACCUCAGUGCGCCGGAAUACUCAGUGUACAUCGGUCGGGGCAACGAUACGAUAGUGGCAAUGGGUGUUGCGGCAGAUCCAGUCGCAUACACCGCAAAACGGUACGUGGCCGUCACAGCAGGGAGCUACUACGAUAAUAUCAAUCAAGUCCAAUGUGCGGUGACGUUCAACCCGGCACUGUUCAAUGUCUCGGUCGAUACCCAAGCGAGGAAUAUAAGUGUUAGCAAAGUGAAUGUCUCCCAGUCAAAUACCACGGCGAUCCAUGAUAUCGAUCCGCAUCACAAUAUAACCCAUGUCGUCAUGCGCCAACUCGAACUGAUCGCCAAUGACUUGACCAGUUACUAUCGCUCGACGCUCGGUGAUGCCUUCAACGCUAGCAUUAGUGAUUACCGUACUUCCGUCACUGGAGGUAAUUUCUCAGAAACACAGAUUGUCAUGAAGGGAAUGGAGAAUGCAGUGACGUCGUUGGUCGACGAUAUCCUGGUAGCGUAUGCUUCAGCGCAAUUGGUAGUCGGCGAAUUCAGCACGUCCGCACCUGCAAUAGUUCAAAUUGCUACUCUUCGUGUCGGAUCGCGAGCGUAUAUUGUUGCGAGUGCGGUAAUCAGUGGUCUGAUUGCGCUUCUGGUGCUUGGGGAGGGCGCUCGCAUGAGAUGGUGGAAGGAGCUUCCUUCUUUUGAUUAUCAUGAUAAUCGAGCGUUGAUUGUUAGUGCGUCCAGGGGAGGGAAGGGAGUUGCCGAGUAUGCGGAACAGCUAGAAUGUAAGGAUCUUGGUAGAGUGCCAGUGAUUUGGAAGAGGGGACCUGAAACCUGGGACCAUGGCGAGAUUGUGUUCGAAGCCAUGCUGGACGACAUGAAGGAUGAUAUUCGGGAGACAGAGUCUGGUCGAACUUCGGCCACUUGGAUAUGA
This is a messenger RNA of Penicillium paradoxum, 1842 nucleotides long. RefSeq lists its product as uncharacterized. The coding region runs from base 1 to 1842 and encodes 613 amino acids. NCBI's taxonomy places the organism in Eukaryota, Fungi, Ascomycota, Eurotiomycetes, Eurotiales, Aspergillaceae. The record is from RefSeq and is a predicted model, not a curated record. The transcript has a single exon.